Messenger RNA from Lodderomyces margitis, 561 nucleotides. It is a transcript of the gene RPS7A, whose product is annotated as 40S ribosomal protein eS7. The record is from RefSeq and is a predicted model, not a curated record. Bases 1 to 561 code for a protein of 186 amino acids. Gene Ontology annotation, molecular function: structural constituent of ribosome. Gene Ontology annotation, biological process: translation; ribosomal small subunit biogenesis; rRNA processing. The transcript has a single exon. Gene Ontology annotation, cellular component: ribosome; cytosolic small ribosomal subunit; small-subunit processome. NCBI's taxonomy places the organism in Eukaryota, Fungi, Ascomycota, Pichiomycetes, Serinales, Debaryomycetaceae.
AUGGCAUCAAAGAUCCUUGCUGAAUCUCCAUCCCCACUCGACUUGAAGGUCGCUCAAGCUUUCCUUGAUUUGGAAUCCACCACCGACUUGAAAGCUGACUUACGUCCAUUACAAUUCAAAUCCGUCAGAGAAAUCGAUGUCAAUGGAGGAAAGAAAGCUCUUGCUAUCUUUGUCCCACCACCAUCAUUGAACGCUUACAGAAAGAUCCAAACCAGAUUGACCAGAGAGUUGGAAAAGAAAUUCCCAGACAGACAUGUUGUCUUUUUGGCUGAAAGAAGAAUCUUACCAAAGCCAUCAAGAAAAGCCAGAAAACAACAAAAGAGACCAAGAUCAAGAACCUUGACUGCUGUUCACGACAAAUUGUUGGAAGACUUGGUUUUCCCAACUGAAAUCACCGGAAAGAGAGUAAGAUACUUAGUUGGUGGUAACAAGAUCCAAAAGGUUUUGUUGGACUCAAAAGACUCUACUGCUAUUGACUACAAAUUGGACUCAUUCCAACAAUUAUACACUAAGUUGACUGGAAAACAAGUUGUUUUCGAAAUCCCAGGUGAGACUCAUUAA